GCAUCCUGUUACGAUACAAAAAAAUGACAUUUGAAGCAGCUUUAAGACUCUCUACCGAUUUUAAAAUAGUUAGUCGACGAAAAAGGAUCUAUGCAAAUAUACUUAAUCCAGUGAAAUAUUAAUUGUUAAUAAAUUAAUUCCAUAAAAUUGCCAAUUAUAAUAUUGAAUAAUAUACUAGUAAAAUAAGUUAACUGGUGAUUGUAUAAGUUGAAGUGAUUAAAUAAUUUUAUAUUUCGUUUGUACGAUUACGUUGAAUCGUUGAAGUUUACAUUUCUUUUUUUUCCUUGUAACAUAUUCUUUACUGAGUGAUACGGAAGAGGGUACCAGUAACCAGACAGAGUAUAUAAAUAUUAAAUGUGUAAAUUUUCUGUAAAUAUUCAAUAUUAGAAAUUUUACAUAAAGAUGAAUUUUACUAAAUACGAAAUUAAAAAAAAAUAUUUUUCGACUAGACCAUUGAUAAAUAUUUAUUUUGAUUAUUGCUUAAUCUACGUAAACUAAAUCAAUGCUGCGAGUGUAACUCGAGCGAAUCAAGAGUAUGUUAAGGAAAAACAAAAUUAUCAGAAAACGAGAAGAAUUUGGACAUUCGUUAGGAUGGGCCACGCCAAAGAAAGACAAGAAUUUGAUAAAAAAUCAAUGCACGAAUGUUUUAUUAAAGCAUAUAAAAAUCUAUUUGCACAAUUGUAGUCUGGUAGGAUGUAAAUAUCUGGCAGAACCACGACGUCCAUGGACGGAAAGAAUUUUUUGGAUAAUCGUACACGUCAUAUCUAUUUACCUACUUGGACACACCGUGUAUACAAUCUAUGGGCAGUAUCUCCAAAGUCCAAUAGUAACGACACUGGACACUCAUUACUAUCCAUCGUAUAAUCUGCAAUUUCCCGGAGUAGCUGUAUGCAGCAUAAAUCGAAUAAGUCGAGAAGCUGCGACGAGACUAGCGAGAAACAUCUUUGUCGCAAAUAAAAGUAAAAUCAAAGAAGAAACCAUUUUGGAUAUGAUUUGGUCUUUAGGAGAUGUAUACAGCACUGUAUACGAUGUUGCGUCUGAGCCAGUGGACAUUGAUAAAUUAUUAAGAAAAUAUUAUGGUGGUCCAUACGAUAUGUCCAGUAUUAUGAAGGAUUUGACGCCCAGAUGCGAGGAUAUUUUCGUUUCCUGUAAGUUUGAUUCCAGAAGCCAGGAUUGUUCAGAGAUCUUUGACUUCCUGGAGACGCAGGAUGGUUUCUGCUGCACCUUUAAUUACAUUCGAAAUCGAAAUUACAAGAGGUCGUCUGAGGCCAACAAACCUGAUAAGAUACAUCAUAUAAAUAGUUUGGGUGCAGCGGGUGGACUCUCAGUUAUAUUGAAACCUUUGCUCAGAGAUUAUUUUUUUCCCAUUCUCCCUCUUCAGGGAUGGAAGGUGACGAUUUUCAAUCCAAACGACUAUCCUGACAAUACUAGUGGCGGUGUUACGGACGUAUUGAUCUCGCCAUUAAUGGAGGCUUUUUUACAAAUGGAUGCUAUAUUCUUUCAUAGUACAGAUGGCAUCAGGAACUUUCCAAUUAGAAAACGGAAAUGCGUCUUCGAUGACGAGACGGAUGUAUACAGAGGAUAUACGUAUAGUGAUUGCAUCGUUAAUUGCAGAGUAAAGGACAUAUGGAAAACUUGUGGUUGCAGACCAUUUUUUUACCCAGAAUCAACAAUUAAGGGAACGAGUCGAAUUUGCGACAUGACCGAUAUCGAGUGUUUGCAUAAAAAUAAGGCGAAAUGGUGGUCCCCGUUACCUAACGAAUUAAAAGCUGGUGCUAAUAUUACGGAAUCCUUCGUUUGCGAUGAAUGUUAUCCCACUUGCAACGACGUUCGUUAUCAGGUGUCGACUUCAUGUUUACAAUUGAAAACCGGCCUCUAUCAUGUAGCAGAUCGAUUCAAUUUCACUGUAGAGGACGAGAGCAUAGUACAUGUAUAUUUUACCAAGUAUGGUACUCUAAAGCUUAAGCAAGACCUUGCUUAUUAUUGGUACGAACUUUUGAGCAAUAUUGGUGGAAUUUGUGGAGUUUUCAUUGGCUUCAGCCUCAUCAGCGUCCCAGAAAUAAUUUACUUUUUGAUUUUACCUCUUUUGAACUGUCGUGGAAGAGCACCGAAUGGGCACCGCAUGAAUCCAGCAAAAAACGAGCCAGCCACCGUGCAUGCUCUAUACUGGAACGAACUCCAGCCACGUUCGCAAAAUCGAAAAGGGCGAAGACGACGAGCCAACGUCGUGGGAUCAGACGGAUCAGACAAAUACACCGUUAGAGCCCUAGAAGAACCAGGCCCAUCGCUUGGUGUCACAUCGAGCAGCAGCACCCUCCAUCCAAUUCCAUGGAGCCCAUACCGUCUCUAAUUAGAGGACCAGUGACAAAUUAGAGAUCGUUGCUCAAAUAAAUCGAGGGUCCUUCUUGGUCGCAUAUUUGCCGUUUCAUUCAACAUCCCCAUUUGCUCCUGA
Molecule: messenger RNA, 2452 nt
Organism: Cephus cinctus (wheat stem sawfly)
Lineage: Eukaryota; Metazoa; Arthropoda; Insecta; Hymenoptera; Cephidae
Product: sodium channel protein Nach
Exons: 11
Coding region: 536-2350 (604 amino acids)
Biological process (GO): sodium ion transmembrane transport
Cellular component (GO): membrane
Molecular function (GO): ligand-gated sodium channel activity
Source: RefSeq, a predicted model, not a curated record